Endocarpon pusillum Z07020 is the source of this 2133-nucleotide messenger RNA. RefSeq lists its product as uncharacterized. The record is from RefSeq and is a predicted model, not a curated record. The transcript is spliced from 2 exons. The coding region runs from base 1 to 2133 and encodes 710 amino acids. Lineage: Eukaryota; Fungi; Ascomycota; Eurotiomycetes; Verrucariales; Verrucariaceae.
AUGGAGUCGGAUUCGUUUGACGCGUUCUGCGACUUCUGUCGCGAGAACUUCAAUGAGUGCUCUCCAUGGGCCGGUGGUGUUUACAAGGCCACAAGAAUUCGCAGCAUAGCUAGCCUGAUGACUUCACGGGCACAAGGCUGUUCUCUGUGUCGUUUGAUCCUAGUACCUACGAACAUUGGUUUCCUGGGUCAUGACCAUGUUGCGUUCGAACUAGGGCACUCAGAUCGAUUCCCUGAUGUGCUUGAACUUCGAUUCAGACCGAGUUCCGUAGAGGGCACUUCAAGUGGAAUUUACAAAUGGAUCGAUCUGAUAAGGAUUAACAGUGUUACCUACCCAACGAUAAGACAUCUUCCUCAUCAAUCGACGUGGCCCCGGCAAACUCGAACACAAGCGAGCAAAUGGAUUACGGAAUGCUGGGAUCGUCACCAGCUAUGCCACUCUCAGCUACCUAAAGCAAAGAGACAGACUACAAGGCUUCCGACCAGGCUCAUCGAUGUUGGAACGGUGUCCCGGCCUUAUGCUCGCCUUGUACAUUCAUCAAAUCUUUCUAGCGAAACGCAGUAUAUGACCUUGAGUCAUUGUUGGGGUCAGACAUCCUCGCUAGUCCUGCGCAAGGACAAUUUUCGGAAAUUUAUAGCCGACAUCUCCUCCGAACUUCCAAUAAUGUACGCUGACGCCAUCCAAGUCACACGGGAGCUUGGUAUUCAAUAUAUUUGGGUUGAUUCUUUGUGCAUCAUUCAAGAUUCAGAAGAGGAUUGGCGGCACGAAUCUGCUCAGAUGGACAAAGUGUAUUCUAAUUCACGCUGUACCAUUGCUGGUGCCAUGUCGAAGAAUAGUGAUGAGGGCCUAUUCUUUGAUAGAGCAGUACCGGCAGCAACUCCGUGCAAAAUCUCGUGUACAUGGAAUCCCAAUCACCCAGAGACAUUUCUCUGUUAUGACGAUUCUCCGUGGAUCGAUCUGGAGUUCGGACCACUAUAUUCACGGGCAUGGGUGGUGCAAGAGCGUCUUCUAUCACCAUGCAUGCUUCUAUUUGCAGAUGACCAAGUAUAUUGGGAGUGCUCAGAAUUGAUUGCUUCGGAUUCUUGCCCUUCCGGCUUACCACUCCUCAUCCAUCGACUGAAAUCUACAUGGUCAUCGGUAGUCCAAUGCCAACCUCUACCCUUAGGUAAUAUAGUUCCUGCCACCGAAGCGGAGCUCUCACUCUCCAGGUCAAACGCAGAGCUUGGGGAGAGCGCAAUAGAACGGCUAAUGGGCGCUUGGGCAUAUAUCGUCUCUGCAUAUACGUAUGGUGGGUUGACUUUCACAUCUGAUAAGCUGGUUGCUAUUUCAGGUCUUGCUCGUCAGAUAAGAAAAGUCCUCGAUGCUGAAGCGGAAGACUAUCUCGCCGGUCUUUGGAGAUACAAGCUUGCAAGACAACUCUUAUGGUCUAGCUCUAAUCAGGCAGAAAGCAAGCAAGUUCGAGCUCCAUCAUGGUCGUGGUCGUCAGUGGAUGGAUGGGCUACACCCGUCUUCUUGGAGAUUUUGGAGUAUGCAACCACACGCUUAGAAUAUUGGUUGGAUACUAUAGUAAUUCUGCAGGCGUCGACCUACCCUAUCGCUGACCCAUUUGGUCCAGUCAGUGGAGGACAUCUCCUUGUACAAGGACCAAUUUGUCGCAUAAAACGUCCCACCGAAUCAGUAAAGGAUCCGCAUUGGUGGCGUAAUGCACAUACAUUGUUCACCACAAAGGAAGGGAUAUUGAACCUGGGUAAUGCGCAAUGCUCGUGGUCAAUUGAUAAUCUAAGCCCGGAUAAAGUCGAAGUCGAUUCCGUGUACUUGAUGCCUUCUGCUGUGGUGCGCUUCGCUCGCAGGGUGUUACGUGGAGAGACUUCGUCAACCUCUGGGAUUGCCAAAACCUCACCAAAAAAAGACUCCACCCGUCGUCUCGACUCAAGCCUGGAAGAAAACGUUGGUGGCUUGGCUAUGGUAAAGAUGCUCGCUGUGAAGGGGCAGUAUCAACGCAUUGGCGCAUUCAAAUUGACGCACAAAGGCGCACAGGCGGACUUACGCAAAGCCAUAGGUGCACGUACAUUACGCGAGGAGGACUACCUUGACUUUGAUGGCAGUGAGAGCUAUACUAUCAAAAUUGUGUGA